This is a messenger RNA of Sinocyclocheilus rhinocerous, 2288 nucleotides long. RefSeq names its product protein DGCR14-like. Gene Ontology annotation, cellular component: catalytic step 2 spliceosome. The coding region runs from base 307 to 1728 and encodes 473 amino acids. NCBI's taxonomy places the organism in Eukaryota, Metazoa, Chordata, Actinopteri, Cypriniformes, Cyprinidae. The transcript is spliced from 12 exons. The record is from RefSeq and is a predicted model, not a curated record.
GUCGCUCUGCUUCAUUGGUCUGCGCCGGAAAUGAUGCGCAGAAGAAGAUGCUCUUCCUGCGUGCGUUCAGCUACUGUUAUUAACUUCCAUGGAUUUUCGGUCAUUUUUUGAUCAAGUGGUGGUUAAAAUUAACAUUUAUCGCGAGCUAUCGUUCAAAUAGGCAACCAAUACGUUUUAAACACGUCUUAAUAGCAUUUCGUUAGAGAAAAAAAGAGUACUUAGCGUACAGGCUAACGUAAACAACGUCUUGCGCAAUUGGACUUUCAAUUACUGUAAAAGAACAGUUUCUCCUGUUAAAAUAGAAAUAUGACAGAGUCCAAAGAGAAAGCUUUGAGUGUGAAGUCUGAUGUUACUACAGUCGCUGUCAGGAAUGAUGUGGUAGAGACUAAGAAACCGACGAGGAAGAUUCUUGAUGAAGAUGAAUAUAUAGAGGGUUUGGAGAAGAUCAUCCAGAGGGACUUUUUCCCAGAUGUCUCCAAACUUCAAGCGCAGAAUGAUUAUCUGGAGGCAGAGGAAAACGGAGAUAUGGAGCGGAUGAGGGAGAUCGCCAUCAAAUACGGGUCUUUGAUGGCUAAAUACACCCCACGAACCUAUGUGCCCUACACGACUCCCUCAACAUUUGAGACCCCAGAUGGUCGAAGUGCAUCUCCAUCGUGUUCGCAGAGCAAACACAGAGCAGCGAAAGAGGAUGGAAAAGAUGCUGAAAAAACAGAGGAAAAGGAUCUUCCGUCUCUGGACCGUUUUCUUGCUAAAAACACGAGUGAAGACAACGCAUCCUUUGAGCAGAUAAUGGAGCUCGCGGAGGACAAGGACAAGCUGAGGCAUGCGUGGCUCUAUGAGGCAGAAAAUGAAUUCAAAGAGAGGCACGAGCAGAACCUCGCUCUACCAUCCACAGAGAAACAGGCGCUUGAGUGCACCAAGGCAGGAGUGGAAACAUGGCAGUACAAGGCCAAAAAUGCACUCAUGUACUACCCUGAAGGUGAAAAAGAUGACACACUGUUCAAGAAGCCACGGGAGGUCCUGUACAAGAACACUCGGUUUGAUGUUGACCCCUUCUGUAAAGCCCUGAACAAAUCGCAAAUCCAGCAAGCUGCUGCGCUCCAUGCACAGUUUAAACAAGGUAAGGUUGGUCCAGACGGCAAAGAGCUCCUGCCUCACGAAUCCCCCAAAGUGAAUGGUUACGGAUUUGAAGGAGAAGCCUCCCCUGCUCCUGGUGUUGCAGAGUCUCCUCUGAUGACGUGGGGUGAGAUUGAAAGCACUCCGUUUCGCCUGGAUGGCUCGGAUUCGCCACUUGUGGAGAGAAGUCACGGUCCAUCGUUCAAGAUUCCAGAGCCUGGGAGAAGAGAGCGGUUGGGACUGAAAAUGGCCAAUGAGGCUGCGGCAAAAAACAGAGCUAAGAAACAGGAGGCGCUGCGCAAAGUCACUGAAAACCUCGCAAGCCUCACUCCGAAGGGACUGAGUCCCGCAGCGCUGUCUCCUGCCCUUCAGCGUCUAGUAAACAGAUCCUCCAGCAAAUACACAGAUAAAGCCCUGAGGGCGAGCUACACCCCGUCACCUGCGCACAGGGGCAUGGGCUCUAAGACUCCUCUCGGAGGUCCAGCCACUUCCUCCAUCACACCAACUCCCGGAAAAACCAGAACACCAGCCACACAGGACCCGGCCUCCAUCACAGACAACCUCCUCCAGCUGCCCAAGAGGAGGAAAGCCGCGGAUUACUUCGGAAUCUAAAGACCGAACAAAAACUCUAACAUGGGCAGGGUCAAAUUUUUCAGCAUCAUUGACAUCAACUGAUUCAAUCAGGUGAAUCACUUGGUCCAUUCAGUUCUUUCCUAGUCUUGAUUUGUUUUGAACAAAACUGAUUCAGUCCUCCUGAAGGUUUAGGAUCUUUUAUGAUGUUGAAGACAUCUUUCAAGAUCUCAGGGGCACAAUAAAAAGGGUUCUACAGAUUUGUGUGAAUUAUUUCACCCUCCAUGUUUUACAUGAUUCACUUGUUGAAUCCAUCUUUAGGUUGCAUAUGUGCAAACACUCUUUUAGUGAACUUACACUAACACAAUCUAUGAUUGCAGGGUUUGACAGAAGAAAGGAAUUAAUGUCUUUUUUGUCAUUAAGACUGGACUAACACAUAUAAUGCUGGGACAGACUCUCUAAAUUCUUUUCUUGAAAAUAAGUUUGAACAUUGUUUUUGUAAUAUCUGUUUUUCAGUCACAUGUUGUAUAUGAUGCAAUUGUAGAUAAUCCAUGUUGGCCAAAACAACACAUAAGUGUUUCAUAUUUGUUUUACUGUUUAAA